Molecule: messenger RNA, 5725 nt
Organism: Mustela erminea (ermine)
Lineage: Eukaryota; Metazoa; Chordata; Mammalia; Carnivora; Mustelidae
Gene: ABTB3
Product: BTB domain containing 11
Exons: 16
Coding region: 521-3772 (1083 amino acids)
Molecular function (GO): protein heterodimerization activity
Source: RefSeq, a predicted model, not a curated record
CUGGGGGUUUGCGGGGUUGGGCCGGGUUUGCAGCCGCCGCGGUAGCUGCUGCGCUUCACUGCCGGGUGGGCGCCCAGCGAACCCCGGGCCGGGAGCCGGGAGCCGGCAGAGCGGCUGCGGCGGCAGCAUCUGCGUCCAUUUCCGCCCUACGAACACUAAGGCCGGCGGCCGGCGGCUUCUGCGCCCAGCGGGGCCCAGGGAGGAGCGGGUCGGACACUUUUUAUUUUAUUUGGGAAGAAAGGGGCGAGUCCCGGCGUGAGCUUCCCUCCUGGCCUCUCUCGCUCCCCAGUGCGCCCCAGCUCCGGCCCAGGCUCUGGAAGAUGACUUCAGGGUCCGCCCGGAGUCUACCAGCGGCGGCGGCUCGGGUAGGCAGCCGAAAGUAGUAACACUUGGUAGUAGCAGCUGGUGAAAAGUGAACCGAGGCAGCGCGGACUGGGCUCUCCCCGCGCGCCGGCGCCCGCUGCUCUCGCUGCUCCUUCCCCUCGGCUCCCCGGCGGCCGCAGCAUGAAGUGGCGCAGCGAUGGCCAGGAGAGGUAAGAAGCCUGUGGUGCGGACGCUGGAGGAUCUGACGCUGGACUCGGGUUAUGGUGGCGCGGCGGACUCGGUGCGCUCCUCCAACUUGUCCCUGUGCUGUUCCGACUCGCACCCGGCGUCCCCGUAUGGCGGGAGCUGCUGGCCGCCUCUAGCUGACUCCAUGCACAGCCGGCACAACAGCUUUGACACCGUCAACACUGCCCUGGUGGAAGACUCCGAGGGGCUGGACUGCGCCGGCCAGCACUGUUCGCGGCUGCUGCCGGACCUCGACGAGGUCCCCUGGACCCUCCAGGAGCUGGAGGCGCUGCUGCUGCGCUCGCGGGAUCCCCGGGCAGGCCCGGCGGCCCCCGGCGGCCUGCCCAAAGACGCGCUGGCCAAGCUGUCGAUGCUGGUGAGCCGGGCGCUGGUUCGCAUCGCCAAGGAGGCGCAGCGCCUGAGCCUGCGCUUCGCUAAGUGCACCAAGUACGAGAUCCAGAGCGCCAUGGAGAUAGUGCUGUCCUGGGGCCUGGCUGCGCACUGCACAGCGGCCGCGCUGGCCGCGCUGUCCCUCUACAACAUGAGCAGUGCCGGCGGCGACCGCCUGGGCCGCGGCAAGUCUGCGCGCUGCGGCCUCACCUUCUCUGUGGGCCGCGUGUACCGCUGGAUGGUGGACAGCCGCGUGGCGCUGCGCAUCCACGAACACGCCGCCAUCUACCUGACCGCCUGCAUGGAGAGCCUCUUCCGGGACAUCUACUCGCGGGUCGUGGCCUCCGGGCUGCCCCGGAGCUGCAGUGGCCCUGGCUCGGGCUCCAGCUCGGGCCCAGGCCCGGGCUCUGGCCCCGGCACGGCCCCCGCGGCAGAUAAGGAGCGGGAGGCACCCGGAGGGGGAGCGGCGAGCGGCGGCGCCUGCAGCGCAGCCAGCAGCGCCAGCGGGGGCAGCAGCUGUUGCGCCCCGCCGGUCGCCGCUGUCGCCGCCGCCGCCGCCGCCGCAGCCCCACCGGCAGCCGCAGCCGCCGUGGCCGCCGCCGCCGCCGCCAACCACCACCAUCACCACCACCACGCACUCCACGAGGCGCCCAGGUUCACCGUGGAGACUCUGGAGCACACGGUCAACAACGACUCCGAGAUCUGGGGGCUCCUGCAGCCCUACCAGCACCUCAUCUGCGGGAAGAAUGCCAGCGGAGUGCUGUGCCUGCCAGACAGCCUGAACCUUCACAGGGACCCACAGCGGUCAAACAAGCCGGGCGACCUGCCCAUGUUCAGCCAGUCGGAGUUGAGGACCAUCGAGCAGUCCUUGCUGGCCACCCGUGUGGGCAGUAUCGCAGAACUGAGUGACCUGGUGUCCCGAGCAAUGCACCACCUGCAGCCCCUCAAUGCCAAGCACCACGGCAACGGCACUCCCCUGCACCACAAGCAGGGGGCGCUCUACUGGGAGCCGGAGGCGCUGUACACCCUUUGCUAUUUCAUGCACUGCCCGCAAAUGGAAUGGGAGAAUCCCAACGUGGAGCCUUCCAAAGUCAACCUACAGGUGGAAAGGCCCUUCCUCGUGCUGCCGCCGCUGAUGGAGUGGAUCCGGGUGGCCGUGGCGCACGCCGGCCACCGCCGCAGCUUCUCCAUGGACAGCGACGACGUCCGCCAGGCGGCCCGGCUGCUGCUGCCCGGUGUGGACUGCGAGCCGCGCCAGCUCAGGGCCGACGAUUGCUUUUGUGCUUCUCGGAAGCUGGACGCAGUGGCCAUCGAAGCCAAGUUUAAGCAGGACCUGGGUUUCCGGAUGCUGAACUGUGGGCGGACGGACCUGGUGAAGCAGGCAGUGUCUCUCCUGGGGCCCGAUGGGAUCAACACCAUGAGCGAACAGGGCAUGACCCCCCUGAUGUACGCCUGCGUCCGUGGGGACGAGGCUAUGGUUCAGAUGCUGCUGGAUGCCGGAGCUGAUCUGAAUGUGGAGCUGCUCCUGGACGCCGGGGCCAAGGUGGAGGGCUCCGUGGAGCACGGCGAGGAGAACUACUCGGAAACCCCCCUGCAGCUGGCCGCCGCCGUAGGAAAUUUUGAGCUCGUUAGUUUGCUGUUGGAGCGUGGUGCGGAUCCCCUGAUAGGAACCAUGUACAGGAAUGGAAUUUCCACCACCCCCCAGGGGGAUAUGAACUCUUUCAGCCAGGCUGCAGCCCAUGGACACAGGAAUGUGUUCCGCAAACUGCUCGCUCAGCCAGAAAAGGAGAAGAGUGAUAUCCUGUCCCUGGAGGAGAUUCUGGCCGAGGGGACUGACCUGGCGGAGACAGCCCCGCCUCCCCUGUGUGCCAGCCGCAACAGCAAGGCCAAACUGAGAGCCCUGAGGGAGGCCAUGUAUCACAGCGCUGAGCAUGGCUACGUGGAUGUCACAAUUGAUAUCAGGAGCAUAGGGGUCCCGUGGACGCUGCACACGUGGCUGGAGUCUUUGCGGAUCGCCUUCCAGCAGCACCGCAGGCCUCUCAUCCAGUGCCUGCUGAAGGAGUUCAAGACCAUUCAGGAGGAAGAGUACACGGAGGAGCUCGUUACCCAAGGCCUGCCCCUGAUGUUUGAGAUCUUGAAAGCGAGCAAGAACGAGGUCAUCAGCCAGCAGCUGUGCGUCAUCUUCACCCACUGCUACGGGCCCUACCCCAUCCCCAAGCUCACGGAGAUCAAGCGCAAGCAGACCUCGCGCCUGGAUCCUCAUUUUCUGAACAAUAAAGAAAUGUCCGAUGUUACCUUUCUGGUAGAAGGAAGACCGUUCUAUGCUCACAAAGUGUUGUUAUUCACGGCCUCUCCCAGGUUCAAAGCACUCCUGUCCAGCAAGCCAACAAAUGACAGCACCUGCAUAGAGAUCGGUUACGUGAAGUACCCCAUCUUUCAGCUGGUCAUGCAGUAUCUCUACUACGGUGGCCCAGAGUCACUGCUCAUUAAAAACAACGAGAUAAUGGAGCUUCUGUCUGCCGCUAAAUUUUUCCAGCUGGAGGCCUUGCAGCGACACUGUGAGAUUAUCUGCGCAAAGAGCAUUAACACUGACAACUGUGUGGAUAUUUACAAUCACGCCAAGUUUCUUGGAGUCACAGAGCUCUCAGCCUACUGUGAAGGCUACUUUCUCAAAAACAUGAUGGUCCUCAUUGAAAAUGAAGCCUUCAAGCAGCUCCUCUAUGACAAAAAUGGCGAAGGGACGGGCCAGGAUGUGCUCCAGGACUUACAGAGGACGUUGGCCAUCAGGAUUCAGUCAAUCCACUUGUCCUCUUCCAAAGGUUCUGUCGUAUGAAACAUCCAGGGCAGGGAACGGUCCCUGGGGACUUUCCAGACCCUGCUGCUGCACUGGCUUCACACAAACACAUACCAAGUUCACCUGGCGUCUGUUUUUGGCUAGGCCAAGGAGCUGUCUCUACUGCCUCAGCUUCUGUCGAAUAAGCAAUUUCAGCUCCCGUGUGUUCCUGUUGAAAAACAAAGGACAUGCCUCUGGUCUGUAGGUCAGAUGGCAGCGGGGUCCGGAGCUUGAAGGUCAACAUUGGGCAGCCAAGCCAAGCCCAUCGGAAAGCACCCCUGGGGCAGUCAAACACGCAGGGCGGGGACCACCGUCCAGUGGAUGAAUUGAGGACUCAAGGUCGUCUGGGUUACCGGUUGAGAGCUGGAGAACGUGACUGGUCUGACCCUGAUGAGCGAGCGUUGUGUUCCCACGAAGGACCUUCGUCUCUGCGGUUCAGGGAGAGUCAGCGUGGUAGCGAAUUUGCGAGAUUGUUACCAAUCACGAAGAAAUAAAUUGGCAAAUUUUUAGGGGUGGGAACUUUUUAAAAUGUUCAUAACAAAACAAAACAAAAAAAACAGGGCAGCCUUGUAGUUUAAAACCUAUUUCUAAAAGCUUAACAGUUCAUUUUCAAUUGAAUUGUGUUUAGGGAUCUGUGUUUUGAGUUUGGGUUUGGUUUUUUUUUAAAAAAACAGUAAGUUGCCGGUCUGUACUGUAUAAACAUAUGCAUCUGACAAGUUAUUACUGAUAUUCUAUACAAGGUAAAAUAAUAACCUUGCCUUAGUGAUCAUGGUUACACAAAAGAGGUGCACUGCCAAUAAUUAACUCGAUAGUUGAAAACAACGUGCAUGCUAAUCGUGAUUUUGGGGUGAGAAUAAAACACCCCCACAUAACAAAACAUGCAUUUGCAUGGGCCCGAACCAGUGAAAUAUUAUGUUUGUGCUUCAUUUUUGCCAAGGUAAAAAAACGUUCCACCACUUCUUGCUAAAAAUCCAUUUGGUGAAAACUAGAACCUCUUCCUUUCCUUUAACAAUGAUUCUGGAUGCUUUUGCAGAAACGUGUUCAUAGAUGAUGCUGAUGGGGGGCGGGGAGGGCGCACGCCAGAGGAUUUACUAUUAAUCCCAAAGUUUCCUCUGUAUUCUCAGAAGAUGUUAAUAGUUUGUUACUAGCCAGAUAUAUGACUAUGUUAGAUUAUUUUUAAAGAUGAAACAUGUAUGAUAGGAAGGAUUCUUUCUGUAUCCCGAGAGUGUACAGUUAUAAGGUUAUCUAUAACGAAAGUUUAUAUUGACAGGGGUCCGUUUUGCUCUGCCAUAUAUUAUAAACAAAAGGGAUUGGUGAAGUGCCACAAUAUUCCAGGUAAUUUUUGAGUUGUUGCCUUUUUUUCAUUUUCUUUCUUGUCCCUUAAUUUGGAACCUAGCUAGAAAUGAGAAUGACUUUUACCCUUUGGGGUUGGCAAAGUCUCUUUGGUAAAAACCUCUUUCCUCGCAUGCCUUUGGGAAGUUGUGCACGGACCCUAGACUCUGAGGAGCUGCUGUCACCCAUCGAACUUGCUCCCUGAGCCACCAUCCAAGAGGACCAAUGCCGAGUUACAUGGGUGUGACCCGUGAGCACGCGGGCCGUGUCUGCCUACAACGCUGGCCCGUGAGAGAUUUGGAUCCACAAGGCCUCUCUCCUACUUGGUCAUUUGCAAACCUCCCCAGGCCCUACCAUCAAAUGAAGAAGGGGGGAGGGACUGCCUGCAGAGGAGGCCACAUUCCAGAAGAUACACAGCCCACGCGUGAGUCACCGCUGCCUCCUGCCUCCUCCGUAUCCUCAGAAAUGCUGUGUGAUGUUCCCCUCACCACGACUGACUUCCCUGCGAAUGUCUUAUGCUAGUUUGGGGCCUCUGGCCUCCGAUUUGUACAGUGGCGACUCCCGACGGGCUUCUGUUGCAGUUUGGUGUGUGCUUUCUCUGUCAUUAAACGAUUUUCCCAA